This is a messenger RNA of Magallana angulata, 481 nucleotides long. RefSeq lists its product as uncharacterized. The transcript is spliced from 4 exons. The record is from RefSeq and is a predicted model, not a curated record. Lineage: Eukaryota; Metazoa; Mollusca; Bivalvia; Ostreida; Ostreidae. The coding region runs from base 79 to 441 and encodes 120 amino acids.
AAGCCCCUCGGAACCUCUUUCAUAACCUUGAUUAUUAUAAGGUGAUCGACUGACGGUGCCAUAUCAGAUUUUACCAAAAUGAAGUCCGUGAUAGCAUUGGUCUUGUUCCUUGCAGUCCAGUAUGUGGAGUGUGAACAAGUUUUGUAUGAUCGUAAGCAUCACAAAGCCAUCAUCCUCAGACCAGGAAAUGGUUGUUAUGAAUACCACAUGAACCAUCAAGAAUCUUUGGAAUCAUUUGAUGACGCACAAAGACCCGCAUUAGAGGCAAAAAUGAUCGAGGCCUUGGACUGCAGUACUGACAUUCAUGAGGUUGGUCAUCACAGCAUCGACCAUUUAUCCCAAGAGAUCAAGAACGCAUGCGCCAAUGUCCCAGUGUACGGGUUUGACCAGACAGGUUGUCCAACUUCAGUUGCAAUGCCAAUGACGUCAGUAACUCCAUGAAAUUAUUUGUAAACUUGUCAAUAAAACAUCCCCCCAAAAA